Messenger RNA from Biomphalaria glabrata, 4306 nucleotides. RefSeq lists its product as uncharacterized. The record is from RefSeq and is a predicted model, not a curated record. The transcript is spliced from 2 exons. Bases 143 to 1756 code for a protein of 537 amino acids. Gene Ontology annotation, molecular function: GTP binding. NCBI's taxonomy places the organism in Eukaryota, Metazoa, Mollusca, Gastropoda, Planorbidae.
CGUUUAGCCAGAAGUCGCAAGAGUUACACCGCCUGAUGAGUUCUAGGAAAUCUCUGCUUAGUUGAAAUUGAAAGUCAAAUGCUCACUUAUAGCCAACUCAACCUGUAAAGUUUAAAAGGAUUUAACUUGUUUACCCGUCAGAAUGAAUAACGAGGCCAUGCAUCGCACGUACAUUUGUGUUGGUAGAACCGGCACUGGAAAAAGCUCUUUGUGCAACACCAUCCUGGGUGCAAACAAAUUUAGAGAGUCAGACUCAAGUACGUCCGUAACGUCUGCUCCAGAGUUGGCCAAGUCCAUUAAUCUUGGCUAUAGCCUCACUGUAGUUGACACCCCCGGCGUAAUGGAUACUGCUGUGAACAGUGAUAAAUCCAAGAAGAAAAGUUGUGACGAGAUGAUUCAAGCGAUGGUUCAAUGCCCAGAAGAAGGCAAACGAGCUCUUCUGUUAGUCCUGAAAUACGGAGAUCGAUUUACUGAAGAGACCAGAAAGUGUGUGGACAUCAUUGAGACAAUAUUUGGAGAUCAAUGUCUGGAAAAAUGCUGUAUUAUUGUCUUCACGCAUGGAGAGGCUUUUGAUAUAAACAAUGAGGAAACAAACAUUUCCUUUGAAAAUUGGUGCCAAAUGCAACAUGGAGACUUAGAGCCUUUAUUACAAAGAUGUGAAUACAGGUGUUUAUUGUUUCGAAAUAAAACUAGAGACACGGGAGUCAUCAGACAACAGAUUGAAAGUCUGAUACGAAUGACAGACAAUCUGGAUGAAAGUUAUACUCAAGAGAAAUUCGAAGCCGCCAGAUAUAAACAUAAAAGGCUAAUUUUAGAAUCCAAAUUACCUGAGCUGUUAAAAAACUAUGAUCUUCAACUGAACGAACUACAAGAAAAGACAAAUAUCAAUCUCGUUAAAGAUAGAAACAUGGAGAAACUCGAUUCUUUUAAAGAGGAAGCAAAGGAAAUGCUGAUAACGUUACAGUCAGAAGAUGAAGGCAUCUACUACAGUGAAGGUGAAUUGAGUUUAUUUCACCAGCAAAAAGUGAGAGCUAAACAGAUAGUGAAACAAAUUCAUAUUCAACAAAUGUACAAACUGAAACUGGAGUUGACAACUUCUAUAAACAUGUUUAAACUUAAAAUUCAGACUAGUGAACAGUCAAGUACAUUGGAUCAACUUGAAGAUGAGAUAAAGCAAUUCUUCGCACGAUUUUCAGACUUUGGCUUAAUUAUAGACAGAGAUACGAUAACAGCGGAUUUGGAAAGAGACAGCUUUAUUGGUAAGUCUGAAGAUAUACAGCAUUUUGAGGAGGUGAAUGCCUUAAUACAUGAACUCUAUAAACUGAUGGCCGAGAAAAGAAUGUGGUUGAGUGAAAGAAUGAAUGAAGACGAGUUGAAGAGAAAAAUACGAAUUCUUAGACAAAGGUUGAAUUCGAUUCCAGCGUCAGAGACUAAUAGCCAACAGGCGGAACAGGUCUUGAAAGAAGCAACGGAACUUUUGAACACUGUAAAACCGAGCAGGGCUUUUGAGAAAUUACUUGAAGAUCUCAAGGACAUAGUAGCCGAGUCCGAGCUAAAAAUAGAACUAUGUGAGAGAAAUAAAAAGAAUGCAGUCUUUGAGGCAAUGUUUUCUAUAGCCACAGGCGCCCUAGGCAUCCUCGGUACUGCAGCUGGCUUGAGUCGGCAUGCCAUUGCAAGAGGCCUUAGUAGAAUGAUGCCAGGCAUUGCCUCGAUUUCGAGAUCUGCUUUUGACUUCAUACGAAGGACUAAACAUUGAUUUACAUUUUUGUCAUGUAGACACAAAGGACAAAAUCGAAUUAAAAUCAAAUAUUUAAGACAUAAAUAGUCACGUUGAUCAAUCUUUAUAUGGAGAAAAGUGCACCAUAUGUAAACCGAAAAAAAAACAAAUAGAGCAUCACUAUGCUCUAUCCCUACUAUGUAACCGGUACUAUUUAAGCAUAUGUUCAUUCAUUUCUAGCAAUACUAGAAGAACAUGUUCAAUAUCUUCAAUUGAUUUACACAAUAGUAUAUCAAAGUAUAAAUCACAAAAUGUAAUUUUUGGAAAGUAAGUUUUGUGAACAUUAGUAGUUACUAAACAUUUGUGAGUUGUCCUUUUUCUAUAAAGCUUGCAUUAAAUGUAUUUAAUGUUGUUUGUAUAAAUUCUAGCUCUAUUACACAUUUAAUCACAUGACUGAUCCAAACUAAUUGAAACACUAACACUUCGUAUGAGCUUUGUUUUGUUUUUUUACAUUGUAUAUUUGAAUCUUUUUCUUGAUUAAAAAUAUAAUCGAUAUGGAGUUAUCAAUUCUGUCGAAACAUCUGUCAGUGAAUAUUCAAAUCUAAUUCUCAUCGGACUUUUUUUCAGUGAUGCGUCCAGUGAAACGCAUGUCUGAAAUCGUAUCAACCCCAGUACAGAAAAGAGGGCAAUGAAAUGACCCAGAUAUUAAACAUACUAUUUCAUGACUACGUAUCAGGGGUUACAUCAGAACUAUGAUUCUGUCCCUUUUAUGACGGGAAAUUACAGAAGUUAGGUCAAAGGCUCUACCUGCGGUUUGCAACCCCUUUGAGGGCCGAAUGAUAAAUUGCCAGGGGUCAUCUAAGACCCCCGGAAACUUGGAUUUUUUUGUCUAUUUAUCAUUGGCAUUUUUAUUUCUUUUGGUUCAUUCUGACAUGCUAUUGCAAGGAUAUCUAAACUGUUUUCAAAAAAUUUCAGACCCCGUCUUGUUUGAGUUUGUGUUGCGCCUUCUUCUUCCAUUCCCAAGAACCAAUCUUUGCGAAACAAAGUUCUCCAGCUUGUUAUUAAGUCCCAAUUUAGAAGCAGACUUGAUGCAGAAGAUGACAUUCGUUGUGCUACUGAAUUCCUGGGGGAACAGAAACAAACUCAACUCUGGCGUGUUUGUAAAUACUGUCGAAACAUUGUUUCUGUAACAAUCUAUUUUACUGUAUCAACGACUGUACUUCGCCAUAUCUGUCAAAGUUUCACUGGAGUAUGCUUCAUCUAUAUUGCGAAUACGCAAUGAAGAAAACAAUAAAUAGAAGUCUGAAUAAUAACCUUUUCUAAUAUAAUUAUGAGCACUAAUUUAUGUAUCUGUAAACGAAAAAAUGAAAAAAAAAAUUGGUUGGGGGUCGCCGGCUUGUGAAAUAUUAUUUUAGGCGGCUGUGGUACUAUAAAUGUUGAGAAUCUCUGAGCUAGGUGGUAAUUCAGAAUACUAAUUAUGUAAUAGGUUUUAACAUUUUGAACAUGUCAAAACUGAUGUUCCAUAGAAUUGCUAUAGAAUAUUAUUUAAGAGUAGGCGAUGAAUGUAAUUUCAGUUUAACCCUUUACAUAGAUUUAGACAUGUAUAUGAAGCUUGAGAGGCGCGGUGGCCAAGCGGUAAAUCGCUUGGCUUCUGAAACGGUGGUCCCGGGUUUGAAUCCUGGUGAAGACUGGGAUUUUGAAUUUCGGGAAUUUUGGUCGCUUCUGAGUCCACCCAGCUCUAAUGGGUACCUGACAUUAGUUGGGGAAAAGUAAAGGCGGUUGGUCGUUGUGCUGGCCACAUAACACCCUCGUAAACCUAAGGCCACAGAAUCAGAUGACCUUUACAUCAUCUGCCCUAUUGACCACAAGGUCUGAGAGGGGAACGUUUUACUUACUUUACAUAUGAAGUUUAAACAAAUGUGUAUAGCUCAUUUAGGUUAAAAAAAAUCUGAAUUAAGGUACCUACAUUUAUAAGCCUUUAAUUUCAAUAUAACUCACAUCAGUAAGCAAAGAAAAUAUUACAUGGGAUUAAAAUUUUUGGAUUCAUAUAAGGGGCACUAACGUUUACCUCAAGUUAACGACAUAAUAAAAACUCUGGGUUAGUUCAUUGCUAGAUUUAAUAUAUGGAAUCUUUGGUUGGACUUGUAUGGAGGCCCCUACCUCUUUUGAAUACAUUAAUGAAAAAAAGACUUUAUAAAUGUUUGUACAUUAUAAUAAUGACAUUAUAUGUACACAAAAGUGUCACACCAUUAUUUGGUAAACUGUGACAUUGGUUGAGAACCACAACAUUCGUGAGCUUAUGACGGUUAUGGAAUUUGAAGUGAAUUAUUUCACAGUGGUAUGAUGGGAUAUUGGUCACAUGAUUACGGCAGACCACAUGGGCAAGAUUUAGUCCACGCCAUGAUUUGUUAGAAGACAGACGUAUUAGGUCUGUAGAAUGGAAUGCUUUUUCUAAUUAUUUAGUGUGUAUUCAUUUUUGGAUUACAAAUGAUUGUGUGGUCUUGGUUUAAUGUGAAGUACUCAAGUUACUGAUGGCUGAAGUUGCCUAUUUGUAAACUAUUAUUUUAUUUAAUAAAUGUGAGUCUGCUA